GUCUGCUCAACUCCAGAGCCUGCUCAGCUCUGCUCUGCUCCUGCAGCCCACGAUUCCAUCCCUCUAAUGAGCUGAACGAGCCCAGCAAGGAGCUCCAGGCUCUGUCUAACGCAGUGACCCUGUUGCAGAGCUCAGUGGUGCUGCCAGCGGCUCCCCCAUGGCUGCAGCCAGCGGCGAGGGGACAGCAGGGACGCGGCUGCUGCCAGCUGGCACUGCCCUGGCCCUGCUCGGUGGCCUGGUCUACCUGGGCACCCUGUGUGCUGCCUGCAAACGGAAGGGCAGGAAGAAGGUCGCUCCGGACGGGGUGAAGCUCGUGGAUGAGGCCCUGCUCUGCCAGACCCAGCUGCGGUCACUCAGCAAGUCGGACACGAAGCUGCACGAGCUGUACCGGGUGAAGGUCAGGGAUGUCCAGCGUCCUGCCAGCCUGGAUCUCCCCGGUCCCACGGCCCCUGGGGGUGAAUCCCUGCACAGCUCUGGCCUCCUGCACCGUGAGCUGCCCCAGAUCCCCGUCCCUGAGCCCCCGGCCACCUCCCCAGCCCCCGACCAGACCUACUCCAACCUGCUCUUCACCCCGCUGCGCAAACCAGUGCCAGACGCCGUCUAUGAGUGCCUGGCAGUGGGGGAGGAGGGCACCCCGGUGCCCCCCAUGCCAGCUGGCACCCAGGUGUCCCCUCCACGGGCUGUGCACGGGACAGCUGAUUACGCCUGUGUCCAUAAAGUGAGGAAGGUGGUGUCGGUGGAGGUGCAGGAUGGGGCUGUGGCAGGACCCUCUGGAGCACAGCACUGCUGGGAUGGCACAGGCGGUGCCCCUCAUGCCAAGCUGGAAGAGAUGUACUCGACGGUGUGCAAAGCCACCAAGAAGAAAUCCCAGGUCCCUGCAUCAACCCCGAGGGCUGUGAAGGAGGGGGGGUCUGAGGGGCCGCACCCCUGCCAGCAGGAGGGGGCCCCAGCAGCCCCAGGUGCCCCUGACCCCUGUUAUGAAUCCAUCAACGACAGAGCAUGGACUGCCCAGGCCCGUGGCCCCGAGCCUGACUAUGAGGCUGUGGACAUUAACUGGAAGAAGGCAGCAAAACGGGACAAGCCAGGGAAGCCCUGUGUGCCUGAGAACCUCUAUGAGAGCGUGGUGGACGUCUGGGCAGGGGGGUCCCGGAAAGCCUCUGCCCGGACAGCAGCCAACGGGCUGCAGGUUUACAUCACCAACCUAUAGCCCCCAGGAGCAGGGGC
Molecule: messenger RNA, 1224 nt
Organism: Camarhynchus parvulus
Lineage: Eukaryota; Metazoa; Chordata; Aves; Passeriformes; Thraupidae
Gene: LIME1
Product: Lck interacting transmembrane adaptor 1
Exons: 6
Coding region: 158-1207 (349 amino acids)
Biological process (GO): B cell receptor signaling pathway; T cell receptor signaling pathway
Source: RefSeq, a predicted model, not a curated record